AUGACAAUAAGGCCUCCUGCUGGAUCAGCGGAUUUCCGCUUAAUACCACACUCCGGUAACCCGUUGCCAGGGCCAGCAGGAAGAGCCUCAGUUUCCUGUAAGGACUUGUAUUCGCGGAGCCGGGCGCGAAGCGUGCGGAGACCACCGCUGUCAAGCACUAGCUGCGGGUGGUAUGAAUACGGCUUAUAUGAUGUAGCUUUGGCCUUGACAGAGGUUCCGUUGAGCCCUUACGAGCUUGAGUACAGGGAGCGCACUAUACUGACACCAGAAGAGCCUGCGCCGGUGGAGCUGCACAGCAACAGGCAGCCAGCAUUGGUCUUUAAACUCAAGCAGAAUCCUAGACCAUGCGCACCUCCCCAUCCUUCCACUGUACGUGUAAGAUACGAGCCCGAAGCUGCUCCCCUUUAUGGCCAUGAAGAAGCAGACCAGCAACGGACAGAGAAGAAAGACAAGCAAGCGGCCACGCAGGAGAAGAGAGAAAACGAUGCUUUGAACAGUGGCGCACAGAGGGCGGAUGAAAAAGCAGAACGGGGAGACAAACACGAAAAGUCAGAAAAAGAAAACAAACAUGAGAAGACAGACCAUGGGGACAAGACAGAGAAAGCUGAAAAACAUAAGGACAAAAAGGACAAAGAGAAGAAAAAAUCACAUCAUGAUGCAGCCCACAGUGCACAGACAAAAGAAGACAGCUAG
Messenger RNA from Eimeria necatrix, 693 nucleotides. RefSeq lists its product as hypothetical. Bases 1 to 693 code for a protein of 230 amino acids. The transcript has a single exon. The record is from RefSeq and is a predicted model, not a curated record. NCBI's taxonomy places the organism in Eukaryota, Apicomplexa, Conoidasida, Eucoccidiorida, Eimeriidae.